This is a messenger RNA of Capronia epimyces CBS 606.96, 552 nucleotides long. RefSeq lists its product as uncharacterized. Gene Ontology annotation, cellular component: membrane. The transcript is spliced from 4 exons. The record is from RefSeq and is a predicted model, not a curated record. Gene Ontology annotation, biological process: copper ion transmembrane transport. NCBI's taxonomy places the organism in Eukaryota, Fungi, Ascomycota, Eurotiomycetes, Chaetothyriales, Herpotrichiellaceae. Gene Ontology annotation, molecular function: copper ion transmembrane transporter activity. The coding region runs from base 1 to 552 and encodes 183 amino acids.
AUGGAUCAUUCACAUAUGGGUCAUGGCGGUAUGGAUCAUGGUGAUAUGGACAUGGGUGAAGGGCAGUGCUCCAUGAAUGCAAGUCUUCCGGAAGCAAGAUCAAUGCUCUUCACUUGGUCUUCGAAGAAUUUAUGCAUCGUUUUCCGACAAUGGAGAGUGACGGGCCCCCUCUCGCUGAUCCUGUCCUUGAUUGCCAUCGUCCUCCUGGCUGCCGGCUAUGAAUGUGUACGGGAGAUCAGUAGACGAUACGAGCAAAGCCACAACGCGCGCAUGGCUGCAUACAGCACUGGUGCUUUGAGCGAACCUGCACAAUUGAACGAAUCAAGCUCAUUGCUCGUCGUAGGAAGAGACUCGAAGGCGUCGGCGGAACGGCAAGGGACAAUUAUCAAAGCAGCUCUGUAUGCUGUACAAGUCUUCUACAGCUUCUUCAUCAUGCUUUUAUUCAUGACCUAUAACGGCUGGGUCAUGUUGGCGGUGGCAGUUGGUGCUUUCAUCGGAUACCUUGCGUUCGGCCGCAGCCUCACGUCAUCCAAAUCGGUUGCCUGCCAUUGA